ACAAAAUUACCUCGUCUUCUCUAUCAUUCUUUAUCUCUCCUCUCUCUCUCUUCAGAUUUAUCAUUUUCUCUUCUUUCCUGUAAUCCAUCACACCAUUUGAACGUCUUGCUGUCACAUGGUUACCUCACCAAAUAUGUUUGCGUGAAGAACGAAGUUGGUGAAGUCGCCGCCGGGAUAACUUAGUUUCACCGAUUCACACACAUGCAAGAUAAACCCAUCAAUCUUUGGAUUUUGAGCUUCAAGAUUCUUACUUUCUGUUAUCAUCUUGAUCCAGUUUCUACUUACUCAACUCGUUGCUCAAAGAUCUAAAUCUCCAUGGCAGACACUCACUGAUAAAGGGAUAAUUUUUGUUUCAAAGUUUAAUACUUUUUUUUGGUAGAAGAGGCUCAUUUUGUCAUUGUACGUGGUGGAUUUCUGGAUUGUUUCCAGAUUCAAGCGUCUCUAAUAAAGAGGAGAAAUAACAUUCAAUGCUGAUCCAGGGUCUUACAAGGAAAAUCAGAUGAUAGAGUGUUUUGCAUGUUAUGUAUCAUUGUAGCCGGAUAAUUAUAAUGGAGAUAUGUAGUCGGAUAACUAUAAUAAAAAAGAGACUCUCGUCGUGGUCAGUAAAGUCGCUAUCCUUCUCGGGUAGACUUCUCCUGCUCAAGACAGUCAUCUCCGGUAUCACAACCUUUUGGUGCUCUGCUUUCAUUCUCCCGAAGGCCUGCAUAAAAAGAAUAAAUUCCCUUUGUAAUGUCUUUUUAUGGAGAGGUAAUAUUGAGGAUCACAAUACGGCGCGGGUAGCUUGGAGCACGGUGACACUUACAAAGGAUCAGGGUGGGCUCGGUCUGAAUGAUCUUGUUUCCUGGAAUAAUGCUUGUUGUCUAAAGCUAGUGUGGAUGCUGUUCUUCAGAGCUGGGUCAAUUUGGGUUGCCUGGUUCACGAAAGAGGUUCUCAAAGGGUCAGUUCACAAUUACUGGAUCACAAAGCCUAGCCCUUCCUACUCUUGGCUGGCAAAUAAGCUCCUGAAGAUGAGAGAAGUAGUUUACCCGAUGAUCAAACUGCGAAUGCAGAAUGGAUGCACAGCGAGGUUCUGGACGGACAAUUGGUCUCCAUUCGGCAAUCUCACAACUUUCCUACACAACUCCUCCUCCAGACUUGGCAUUCCUAUGAAAGCAACGGUAGCCUCGCUGCAUAGGAAUGGUACUUGGCGCUUACCACCUGCAAGAACCGAUCAAGAGCUUCAACUUCUAACCCAUUUGACCACUAUCACCCUCUCUCCUGAGGAUGAUUAUUAUGACUGGGAGCUUGCAGGAAAAACUACCAUCAAAUACAGUACGGGAGACGUGUAUGCGCACCUGCGAGGAGAGAUUCCGCAAGUGAGUUGGGCGAAGGUGGUGUGGUCGUCGUAUGGGAUCUCGAGGCAAUCCUUCCUGGCUUGGCUCAUCAUCCUAAACAGAUGCCCCACAAGAGAUAGGCUCAUUAGCUGGGGUCUUCAAGUCCCUGCUAUUUGCUUACUAUGUAACUCCCAUCCUGAGACUCGUGAUCAUCUCUUUCAUCACUGCUCUUAUACUUCGGCACUCUGGGCAAUCAGCGCUGCAAAGCUUGAUAUCUCCUCCCCUUCAGAUUGGACAGGAAUGGUUAGUGUGAUGGUUAACCUACCUAUCACAAAAUCUCGGAAGGCAAAAACACUGCUUACUCUGCUUGUAUGGAAAGCGACCCUCUACUGGCUCUGGCAUGAAAGGAACAGCCGCCUACAUACAAACUCCUUCCGCUCUAUUGAUUCUCUCUACUCUGGCUUGGACAGACAAAUCAGGAAUCGAAUAUCUAGCAUCCGUUCUAUUAAUCCACUGCUGUCUUCGAAGAUGAUGCAACUCUGGCUCUGAUCAACUGCUGGGACCUUUCCAUCGUUUCAACUUCUGCAUCGUUCUUCUCUAGAGUGUAUCGACACUUUGCAAAAAUCAUCUGUUUGGGUUUUCUCAAUCUUGGGUAAAUGGGUUCUUGGGUUCUUUAUUAUGAGUUUAACUAUGGGCCUGGCCUGGUGUAACUAAAAGCUUAAGGGCUUUGUAAACUUUUUAUUUUUUCUCUUUAUAAGAAAGCCAUGUUACAAAAAAAAAAAAAAAAAACUAUAAUAAAAAAGAAAAUAAUCUUUCAGUUUGAUA
Molecule: messenger RNA, 2138 nt
Organism: Raphanus sativus (radish)
Lineage: Eukaryota; Viridiplantae; Streptophyta; Magnoliopsida; Brassicales; Brassicaceae
Product: putative ribonuclease H protein At1g65750
Exons: 2
Coding region: 522-1862 (446 amino acids)
Source: RefSeq, a predicted model, not a curated record